CUAGCUUCACACACAUUUACAUUGUUUACAAUUUAGGCAAAAUUACAAUUUCUAUAGUUGAACCUAUUUAACGCUAAAAUCUAGAAAUAAAUUUGAUUUAGUUUCGGUAAUUCUACAAAGAAUAAAACACAGAUAGUCCGAUGAAUCUUCCAGAAUCAAAACGAAAAAAGUAUUAUUCUCCUUCAGGAAGCAAUUUACCUUUCCCUAUUAUUUUCAAGAAAGAUGGAACUCUAAAAAAGUUUUCUGCUAUUUUCAAUGGACACUCUGUAGUAAUUAAAAACCCAGAAGAUAUGAAAACCCUUAUUUCAAUGGGAAAUUUUGGAAAAUCUAGUCUUUCUCGGAAUUAUCCACAAACACUUGGAUCCCAAAAGACUAAAUUUCUUAGACAAAGACAGUUUGCCAAUAAACAGACCUGUAUCAAUAAGAUUAACAACAAAGUUACUCUACAUAAAGUCAUCGUAAUUCCCGAUAGUGAUUCUGAUAAUGAUGAUUAUUUUAACAACUUACAACCAAAGUAUGAAGCUGAUUAUUUACCGAUCUCUGAAACAGUUAUGUUAGGCUAUGAAGAAGCAUUUUUUCUUGAAAAUGUUGUAAAAUGCAUCGAGGUGAGUUAUAAGGAUAACAAACUAACCUCAGAAGAGUUGUGGAAUUUAUUCUUAAAGGUUGAUCCUUAUUUUAUUCAAAAUUAUGUGGUUUACUAUUUUUAUAGAAGUAAGAAUUGGGUGGUCAAGCCUGGAAUCAAGUUUGGAGGUGAUUUCAUAAUAUAUCAAGAAGGACCUGCUUUUUAUCAUGCCACCUACAUAGUUAUCAUUCAAACAAUGUCAGAUGAAAAACAUAGCCAGUCUUUAAAAGAUGGUUUUUCUUCAACCACUUCAUUGUUAGGUUUAAAUAGACUCUGUGAAACUGCAGGAAAAGGACUUCUUUUUUGUAAUAUAACAUGGCCAGAAGCUAGUGAAAUCAGUUAUACUGAUCUGUCUAAUAUUAAGAUCAAUGAAGUCUUUGUAAAAAGGUGGAAUUAUUCACAAGAAAAUAUUAAAGAAUGAGUUAA
Molecule: messenger RNA, 1048 nt
Organism: Anthonomus grandis grandis
Lineage: Eukaryota; Metazoa; Arthropoda; Insecta; Coleoptera; Curculionidae
Gene: Tsen2
Product: tRNA-splicing endonuclease subunit Sen2
Exons: 3
Coding region: 141-1043 (300 amino acids)
Biological process (GO): tRNA-type intron splice site recognition and cleavage; tRNA splicing, via endonucleolytic cleavage and ligation
Cellular component (GO): tRNA-intron endonuclease complex
Molecular function (GO): tRNA-intron lyase activity; nucleic acid binding
Source: RefSeq, a predicted model, not a curated record